This is a messenger RNA of Haplochromis burtoni (Burton's mouthbrooder), 1708 nucleotides long. RefSeq names its product glycogenin-1. The coding region runs from base 13 to 1161 and encodes 382 amino acids. The record is from RefSeq and is a predicted model, not a curated record. Gene Ontology annotation, molecular function: glycosyltransferase activity. The transcript has 7 exons. Gene Ontology annotation, cellular component: cytoplasm. NCBI's taxonomy places the organism in Eukaryota, Metazoa, Chordata, Actinopteri, Cichliformes, Cichlidae.
GUCAGUGGUCACAUGACCCGGAAAAUGUGGGGCUUAAUUCCUGUGUUGGACUGCUCCCAGCUGCUGCGCUUCUGCCCUUCGCAGUGCAAGCCCUUCGUCUUCCCCAUCACGACCCCCGACCCUUGGGUGGACCCUCCUAAGCACACCAUGUCGGACCAAGCUUUUGUGACACUGGCCACAAAUGACAGCUAUGCAAAGGGAGCGAUGGUCCUCGGCCAGUCGUUACGAAGCCACAACACAACCAGGAAGCUGGUCGCUCUCCUGGGGCCACAUGUUGCAGAACCUUGCAGAGAUGUGCUGCGCUCCAUUUUUGAUGAGGUGCAUGUGGUGGACGUGAUGGAUUCAGGCGAUUCAGCUCAUCUGGCCUUGAUGAAGCGUCCGGACCUGGGGGUGACGUUCACCAAACUGCACUGCUGGACGCUCACGCAGUACAGCAAGUGUGUGUUCAUGGACGCUGACACACUGGUGCUGUCCAACAUAGAUGAACUCUUUGAGAGAGAGGAGUUAUCUGCUGCUCCAGAUCCUGGUUGGCCAGAUUGUUUCAACUCUGGGGUAUUUGUCUUCAGACCAUCCAAUGAGACCCACGAGAAGCUCAUCACAUUCUGUGGUGAAAAUGGCAGCUUUGAUGGUGGGGAUCAGGGAGUUCUCAACAGUUACUUUAAUACCUGGGCGACGGCAGAUAUUUCCAAACACCUCCCCUUUAUCUACAACCUCAGCAGCAUUGCCAUCUACUCCUACCUACCGGCUUUCAAACAGUACGGCCAAGGUGCGAAGGUGGUGCACUUCCUGGGCAAAGUGAAACCGUGGAACUACUCCUACGAUGCUCAGAGUGGCGAGGUCAAAGGUCAGUCCUCACUUGACCCCUGCGUGCUGCACCCUGACUAUCUGCUGAUGUGGUGGCAGGUGUACACCAAAUCUGUGCUGCCUUUACUGCAGAAGGCCUACGGAGACACUCCCUUCCUCAGCGGCUUUAUAGAGCAGAGCGAUGAGGGUAAGCUUCACGAGGAUGUAAGAGAGGAGUCGGUGUCCUCUCCUCCUUCUGUGCCUCAGAAGAUUUCAUCGUCUGAGCGGAAGCAGCGUUGGGAAGCGGGCCAGAUCGACUACAUGGGUGACGACUCGUUUGCCAACAUCGAGGAAAAACUGAACUCUUUCCUAAAGUAGUGGGCGACCGAGGGAGCGUGACGGACACUAGUUGAAGCUCUGUGAGGUUGGGUGGGGGUGGAAGGUGGGAGUGUAAACCACCACUCAGUGAAUCACAGGGGCUUGAUUGGCAGGUGACUGGAUGAAUGCUUCUGAGCAAAUUUCGGUCUCCACCUCUGCAUCCUGUUAGUGUGCAGAGGGUUAAGUGUGACUAAAACAAAAUUCCCAUGCACUCCACCUUCCACUUUUUUUUCCUCUAAAGGAAAAAUUGGACGUUUUAGGAUAAAUUACUUUCUUGCUGAGAGUUAGGGGAGAAGAUUCACAUGGUUUUAUAGUAAGUGUGAAGCUAUAGCAGCAGCUGACCAACUAACUCCCUUAGCACAGAGACUGCAAAUAGUCGUUAUUAUCCCGUUAUUAAGUGCUGUGUAUAUUCUGAGAUGUAAUUUAGUUGCAUUGCUAACGGUACAAAAAAUAUGUAGAGAGAGAUAUUUUAAAGAAUCCUAGAGAUCUGUAUUGUCUAUCUGGAGUAUUACAGUAUAGUAGUAUAAUGGAGUAUUUGUUAUGUUGA